AUGGACGAGCGCCCCUCCAAGAAGAGAAAGGUCCGCAAGGGGACACGCAGCUGCUGGCAGUGCAGGAAGAGAAAGAUCAGAUGUGAGUUUGCCUCUGACGAAGAGCAAACCUGCGCCGGCUGCAAGACAAGGGGGACCACCUGCGUCAGCCAGGAAUUCAUCGACGAUGAGCCGUCUGGUCCUCCCGAGCGCGGCUUGGCCCAGCGUCUCGGCCGCCUUGAGGAGUUGAUGGUCAAGCUGGCCGACAAGAUAGGCCCUGAAUUGUCCUCCGAAAAGGCCAUCACGCCGGCCACCUCGCACACGUCUCCUCGUACUUCAGAGUCUCUCUAUACCCCGGACAGCCGCGUCCAGACGACCCAGAGUGCUUCUGUCGCGCCUCAGCUUCAACAACCAACCCCUUCUAAGUCGACAUCAGAAUCAUCUCAGCCCACCCAAAAACAUGAGAGAAUAUGCAAGGAACUAUACUCCAUGUUUCCGUCCGUCCAGGACGCCAGGACAAUCAUCGAAUCGAGCAGGGGUCCGAUAUUUGUCCUGAUCUUGUUCUACUCCAACCAAGACAUAGCCGACAACAAGUCGCCGUCGCUAGCAUCCCUCUCAACCAUGCCCGACAUCACCAAACACCCAGCCAUAUUAGCCAAGCGCCUUCUUCAGUUGACCAUCUGUCUCCAGCAGUUACCGCCAUGCUUUGACGCCUCUCGGCUCUCCCUCAAGGAUUCCAUCCAGGACACCAUGGCCGAAUGGAGUGCAGUCGCAAGCCAGGUUACCUCCAAUGACGACCUCGUCGGCUCCGUAGAGGGUCUCGAGUGCCUCAUCUUGCAGGGCUUCUACCUCAUCAACUCGGGCAACCUGCGCAAAGCAUGGCUGGCGAUGAGACGAGCCCUGAGCCUCGCACAAUUAAUCGGCAUCGAGCGGAACGGCGGUCGGCCGCUGAAGUCUUGUGAUCCCACCACCAACCCGGCAAUGAUACCCUCGUCGCAUCAACUCUGGUACCGAAUCAACUUCUGCGAUCGCUACUUGUCUCUGCUACUUGGACUGCCUGCCGGCACACAAGACAACAGCUUCAUGUGUGAAACUUACACAGGUAACGACACACCCAUGGAGAAGCUGGAGAAACGCUACACGGCCAUAUGUCUCCGCAUCAUUGACAGGAACCAUGCGUCCACCAGCGAGGGGUACGCCAUGACGCAGUCCAUCGACUGCGAGCUUGAGCAUGCGGCGAAGACCAUGGGCGCAGGAUGGUGGGAGAUGCCCCCAAUGUCGACCUUCGCAGACCCGGAGACGCAGAUGACAGUCAUGUCCCACCUGAUGCUGCAGAUUCACCACCACAGCCUGCUCAUCCUGCUCCACCUGCCUUACAUGCUCCGCAACCCGACGAACAACCGCUUCGACUACAGUCAUCUGAGCCGCCCGCCCGGAGUCAGAGACGAUGAGUGGGCGCUGCAACGCGAUGAAGACAGGGCGCUGGCACAGACCGUCAUGGAGAAGAUGGAAGAGCUGGCCGACUUAAAUGACGAUAAGCUCUCGGGGGAGAGCGCCGGGAUAAUCAAGCAGCUUCUGCCCAUCAUCGAUUGCUGUAGGAACUGCCUAACCACGGAUACGGGCGAGGAGUGGAAUCUCAAACUGAGCAUUCCCUAUCUUGGAACAAUCAACAUCAAAAACUCUUCGGACCAAAACGCCCAGUCUCAUUUGGUGGAUCUAAGCCACUCCCAGCUCCCAACGCCGUCCAACACCACUACGGUUUCGCCGCCUUCAUUCCCGCCAAACCAAGAAACCCCGUCCACGACGUCUGUGGAUGCUCUUCUCGGCCAGGAAUUCAACACCACUCACGGAGACAUAUACACCGGAUUCAACGCCGACUGCCUGGGAUGGCAAUGUCCGGGUAUAACGGCCGAGGUGGGCGAUUGGGCGUUCCAAGGCGUCGAUACGACAUACUGGUCCCUCUUGAACCCUGGCAUGUCUCCUAGUGGGUUUAAGCAAUAG
This is a messenger RNA of Colletotrichum chrysophilum, 1980 nucleotides long. RefSeq lists its product as uncharacterized. The coding region runs from base 1 to 1980 and encodes 659 amino acids. Gene Ontology annotation, molecular function: DNA binding; zinc ion binding; DNA-binding transcription factor activity, RNA polymerase II-specific. Lineage: Eukaryota; Fungi; Ascomycota; Sordariomycetes; Glomerellales; Glomerellaceae. Gene Ontology annotation, biological process: DNA-templated transcription; regulation of DNA-templated transcription. The record is from RefSeq and is a predicted model, not a curated record. The transcript is spliced from 3 exons.